UUGGGUCUCGCUCGCUUGAUGGAAGUUUUAUUGAUACUUUUAAGACGAUAUAAAUGACUUAUUAACGUCAUUAUUUCCGUUUUAAUCAGAUAACAAAGUGAAAAUGUGGUAUAUAAGUAGUAUUUAAGAAUAAUACGCACGUCUGUAACGUGUGUAUAGUGAUUCUAAGAUGUAUUUUCAUUACUCGGUAGGAGCCAUUUUUGGUAUAUUUAUUUUGUGUGUUCAUUGUGAUAAUGCUGGCGACAACGAAAUUAAGGAGAUUUACGUUCCGUCCGCUCCUCAGAACUUGACAGCAGAUAAUGUGACUUCGAAAGAGAUACAUCUUCUAUGGACCCCGCCUUCAACUUUCACAGUCCAUCCGGUGCCGAUACGAGAAGACACAACCGAAUCCGAUCCUGUUUCACCUCAGAAGGUUCGGUCACAAAACGACGGGCCGACCAAUGACGUCAUCAAUCCUGCUCCCGAAUCCGUAGCUUCAGAGAGACUCAAAGAGCUAGAGUACCCCUACGAUAUGUACAGAAACGAUAAAAACGAUGAUUAUUCAAAUUCCGGUAUAUUAAUGGACUCUUAUAAGACCAAGAGGGAUCUUUGGUCGCAUCGACACAAAAAACGCUCUCAUGAUAACGUGACCGAAUCGAAGGCACCACAGCUGGAGCAGUACGAAUACUUUGAGGUCAAUCUGCAAAACGACGAACCAAUAGAAGUCGUUAAGAAAACGGUCCAUCCGAAACCGCACAAGGACAUGACACAAAUCGCGUAUAUACUUUAUUACGAGGAAGGCGUUCAGAAUUACGACUUCAAUGCAAGCGGUGUCCAGAAAUCGGCAGACGUCCGAAAGAACAACGUGUUCUUGAGCGAUCUUAUGAUGGAAGACAGUACGAAGCACACGAGGAACCUGACGCUGUGGAAUAAAUCCGGGAUAGCGGCCAAAGUAGUCGCUUUCAACUUGAAGCAUUUGAAGCCGUUCACAGCGUACAAGAUUUGGGUCCGUGCCUUCUACAACACGUCGCCGUACCUCACGGUCCCGGAUUUGUCGACGCACCUCAGCCCAAGAUCGAAGCCGUUGUACGUCAUGACCGACGUGGAGCCUCCGUCCGAACCCAUCAUCUUGAAGUUGUCCUGCGAUAUGGAUAAAGGGUCACUCUACAUACAAUGGCGACAGCCCCUUUACUUCAACAACACGCUCAACCAAUACGUAGUGACCUUGAGGAAGAUCCCGGAACACCACCCGAGGAAGACGGUCACGUUUCCGACCAGCAAGGAUGAUUUGGAAACUUUUUUUAGCGUCCCGGUUGAGCUCUGGAACAAUACUCGCUACGAAGUGAUCCUGUAUGCUGUCACGUUUUCUAUUGCUAAGGAAGGCUCGCUUGUGAUGGGGAAACCUUCGGCCGCUCAGGAGGUGUCGAGCGAGUCGUGUGUGGAGCGCGGCGGGGAGCAGGGGGCGGUGGGGGCAGCGGGGGCGGGUGCGGAAGUGGGGGACGCGCCGCAGGGGGAUGCCAAGACCAAGGCCUUGCUGGCCAUACUGCCUCUGGCGCUACUCGCCGCUGUCGGCCUGGCGUUGGUUUACUGUAGAUGUAGGUCUCGUCUGAGUAAGUGCAUAAGUGCGGCGUACAAUUACUUGGAGGAGGGAGGGGAGAGGGGUGCGAGAGCCCCACUGAACUCCUACAAGAAGCCCGUAGGUAUAGGCAUGGCGCCGGGGUCGGGCGGCUGUGCGGCGGCGGACGGGGGGUCGGCGGGGGGCCGCGGGGGUCCGCCCCCCCGCAUCGCCGGCACCCACCACCCCGCGCUCUCCGCCACCGCCUUCCCGAGACACGUCGCCGCGCUGCAUGCCGACGGAGAUAUUGGAUUUAGUAAAGAAUACGAAAUCGUUGUAUCGAGAUCGAACGCGUUAGGGCACACCAGCCACCACAGCCACCGCCCAGAGAACCGGCUGAAGAACCGGUACUUAAACAUCACUGCCUACGACCACUCCCGCGUGUGCGUGUCGGAGGGGGGGCGGUGCGGCGCGGCGGGGUGCGCGGGGGGCGGCGGUGCGGGCGCGCCCUGCGACUACGUCAACGCCAACUUCAUCGACGGCGUGCUGCCGCAGCUGGGGGCCGACCACCUCGCCAGGAUCAAAGCUAAACUCAGGAAGAGAGAUAAACCUGAUCGGCCGCCGUCAAUAAAACAAUCGAAGCCGCCUCCCCUGCUAGCGGAGGGCAUAGAGUCGGCGUUCCUCAACAUAGAGUUCAGCGGCAUCGUGGAGUCGGAGGACAGAGAGGACUACGACAGCGACAGGAGCGACGACUCCGAGCUGGACGACGUGUAUGUUGACAUCGAUGGCGUGCGCACCCGGAUAAAGCUAGAAUGGGCGCUGUGGAAGCGUCGUUACAUCGCGACGCAGGGCCCCACGCCGGCAACACUCGACGCCUUCUGGAGAAUGAUCUGGCAACACCGGGUGCACACGCUGGUCAUGAUCACCAACUUGGUUGAAAGGGGGCGGCGCAAGUGCGACAUGUACUGGCCGGCGGGCGGGCGCGGCAGUGCGGCGCAGUUCGGGCCCGUGCGCGUCACGCUGCUGCACGAGGACGUGCGCGCCGCCUACACCGUGCGACACAUGAGCGUGCGCGUGCCCGACAGCGAGCCGUCCACCCCGGGCGGCGGGGGGGCGGAGCGCGCCGUGGUGCAGUACCACUACACGGUGUGGCCCGACCACGGCACCCCGCGCCACCCGCUCGCCGUGCUGCCCUUCGUGCGGGCCGCCUCCGCGCACCCCAGCACCGUGCUCGUGCACUGCAGCGCGGGCGUCGGUCGGACCGGCACGUACAUAGUACUGGACGCGCAGCUCAACCAGCUGAAGCUGACGGGAACCCUGUCGCCCCUCGGCUUCCUGUGCCGAGCGCGCACGCAGCGGAACCACCUCGUGCAGACGGAGGAGCAGUACGUGUUCGUGCACGACGCGCUGCUCGAGCACGUGCGCAGCGGGAACACGGAGGUCGAGUUCUCAAACACCCGCCAAUAUUUACUCAAGCUACUCGAAGACAUUACCGAAGAGGAACUAGCGGUUUUGGACCUUAAUCCCGGCAAGAAUAAGGUCGAGAAUGAACCGCCGCCGACCAACGUAAUCGACGAGACUAAUAACGAUACAGGUAGUCAGGAAUCUGUUCGAACAGUUGACUUGGAUAGCGAACCCAAGUCGUCGUCCGAGAGCGAGGAGAAAGAGAUAGUCAAUGGAGACGAGAAAGAGGGAGAAAGGGAGACGCGGGAGGGUGACGGGGAGGGCGUGUAUGAUUUGGCGCCCAGAACCGGGGUGACUUAUGGAGACAAGAUGGCAGCCUACAAUAAUAUGUGUGAAGAGGAGAAAGAAGAAAUUCGAAGGGUGAACCGCGCCGAGAACUACGCUCUGCUGGAACGCAUGAGGGCCUUGGCGAACCGGCACUAUACCUUCCAGGGCCCCGCGCCUGUCAACCUCCUGGAGAAACAGUUCAUGCUGAUAACGCACGGGUGCGCGUGCGCGGGCGGCGGCGCGUGCGGGGGCGCGGGCGGCGGGGCGGGCGCGGCGCUGGGCCCGCACAACGCGCACAAGAACCGGCCGCGGGGCGCGCUGCCGGCCGACGCCGCGCGCGUGCUGCUGCUGCCCAAACCAGGAGUCGAAGGCAGCGAGUACGUGAACGCGUCGUGGGUGUGCGGGCGGCGCCGCCUGCGCGAGUACGCGGUGGCGCAGCACCCGCCCCCCGCGCCCGCCGCCCCCGCCGCGCCCGCCGACCUGCCGGACCAGGCCCAGCUGUGGCGCCUGCUGUGGGACCACACCGCGCAGCUCGUGCUAGUGCUGUCCGACACCACCGACCCGGAAUGUAAAGUGUUCUGGCCGACGGAAGAAGAGAAAGAGUUGUUCGUUGCGAAUUUCCGAGCGAGUUUCGUGUCGAAGGACACGCUCGUCGCGCACCGGAAGGAGGAGCGACGGGGGGAACGGAGGGCGGAGGGGGAGCGGGGGGUGUCCGCCGACAGCCCGCCGCCGCCCAACGGCGAGGCGGAGGGCGGCGGGCGGCGGGACCCCGGCGACUGCGCGGACGACGAGCGGCUCAUCCCCGAGCGCGGCUCCCCGCUCAGCGACGCCGAGCCCGCCUACAGGUUCGACCGCGCCGAUCUACGCCUGGAGCGACUGAGCGGACACCGAGACCUCUCCGCCCGCAAGUCUAUAGCCAACGGCGACCUAUUCUCCUCCGUAUCCGAAAAGAAGAACGGACCCAAAUCGCCGAGAAGUCCUUCGAAGAUGUCCCUCAAGAACUUCAAAUUGAGCUCUCCGACAAAAUUCAAGUUUCCCGACUGGGGGACCAACAGGACGGCCGGCUCCCCCCCGGACACGGCGCCCCCGCCGCCCCCCGUGGCCCCCGCGCUGUCCGUCGAGGAGGAAGCGGAACUGCGGAGACCGUGCUACUAUUUCGAGAAAGUGGACAGUGUGCCGGAAGGCGUGCCGACGGAUAGAGUGAUCGAAGUGACCAAUGUGAGCGUGCAUUCGUUACAAGACGACUACCAGCUCAGUGUUAAGUUUAUACAGUGCAGCGGUUGGCUGGAGGGCGACACGACGCGGUACACAACCGGGAGGCCGGAGGAGAACGAGUACAUCAGGGCCGUGAGGAGAGCGAGCAGUGACUGCGAGAGGGAGCAGGCGCUGGACCGGCUCGUGCAGCCCUACGAGGACUCCUUCGCGCUGCUGGAGUUCGUGGCCGGCUGCCAGAUGGAGUACAAGAACGGGCCGGUGGUCGUCGUAGACAAAUACGGAGGAUGGAAGGCGAUGACGUUCUGCAGUCUGUCGGCUGCGAGCGGGGGGGCGAGGGCCGCGGACGCCAACGACCCGUUCAGGCCGUUCCGCCCGCCCGCAGACGACACCGCCGACCUGUACUGCUGGUCGGCGCUGGCGGCCCACUCGCGGAUCCUGGCCCCCAUUCCGCCGAGCUCCCCCUGUGCGUCCCCGUCCUCGUCCCCCGGUCCCCCCGCGGUCCCCCCGCGCCCCAGCGAGGCCAUACCGCACACCCCUUCGGCGCUGUUGGCCGCGUACUGCGCGCUGGCAUCCUACGGACCGAGGUUACACGCUCCGUCUAUUAGGUGAACCAGGUUCACGGAGUCGUCUCACGAAAAUUAAAGAAAGGUAUUUUAAUGAUUGGAAUACUCACCGCGUUGUGUAUGUCGCGUCAUACGAGCCGGCCAAAUUAAAGUGGCCGAUAUUCCCCGAACAGAUGUAUUAAGAGUUACUCAUAACGUUAGUCAACAUUAUUUAGUAGGAUUACAUUUGUAUUGUGAAGCUGCGUUGCGAGUUACGGCGGGCGUGUUCAUAAGAGUCAGCGUUUUUAUUUUAUUUUUAUUUAUUUAAAAUAUCGACGGUCCUCAUGCGACCAGCUUUGUGCUAAGUAUAUACUACAUGUGAAUAGAUUUGUGUAUAUCGUUCUUAAGUGAUAGUAAAAAAAAUAUGUAUGUAAUUUUUUAUGUGUGUAUUUAAGAUUUUUAAUUAUUCCGUAUUCCGUAUAAUAAGCGAAAUUAUCAAUCUGCAAUUGUUAAAUCAAUGCUCAAAUUGAAUAAAAACAUACAAUAAUCAUCCCGCCGAAAUGAAUACUCUGUCAAAAUGUGUGAAUGUAAAAAAAAAAACAAAAUAUUGAAACGCCCGCUGCAACUCGGACUGUACAAAUUCAAAGAAAAAAAAAAAAAACCUAGAAUUCCGAUUCGAAAUUGUAUUAUGUAAUUAAUUUGAUUAUUUUGGAAAGAAUGCUCAAUACGCGUUUUAGUUGGAAUUGCGACUUUCGAUUGUCGGCUAUAAGAACUAUAUUUCAAUGAUCGUUCUUGGCAGUUCGUUUGUUUGGAAUAUAAGUUCGAAAGUCAAUACGUCGGCUUUGUAUAUUAUGUCAAGUGGUUGUGUGUUUACGUCGAAAGUACUAGAAGGAUUGUUACAUAGGUUAUUCCUUGCCUUACAUUUUGAUAAUGAGGCAGAUGUAGCAUUUUUUACAGAAUUAAAUAUACAUAUAUAUGUUAAAGGCACUUUUAUAGUACCAUAGACUAUAAGCUAUGGUGACCAAUAAUAAUCAGAUGGGUCACAUUCUCAUGUCAUAGACCACUUCCUUCAUCCUCUAAUUAAUAUCAACAGUACAUUAGAAUAUUGUUCAGUUAAAAAAAAACGUUAUAACCAGCGAUAAACGUUCUUAUGUGUAUAGGAUCAAGACACAUUUUUGUAUUCACAAAAUAUCAAAUGUGGUAAUGAUAUGAUUAUAAUUUAUAGUUUUUAAAUCGAGGCCAUAGUAACAGCAUUUAGUUAACCGUGCAAUACUUCCGUUAAAUAAGUACA
This is a messenger RNA of Bombyx mandarina (wild silkworm), 6313 nucleotides long. RefSeq lists its product as uncharacterized. Lineage: Eukaryota; Metazoa; Arthropoda; Insecta; Lepidoptera; Bombycidae. Gene Ontology annotation, molecular function: protein binding; protein tyrosine phosphatase activity. Gene Ontology annotation, biological process: protein dephosphorylation. The record is from RefSeq and is a predicted model, not a curated record.